ACCAGGUCCAGGACUCGAACUGCAGCUGUCCAACACCUUAACGACCACAUCACCUGCGGUCCCAAAAGAGUGACUCUUGGAGUAACAAGCAGACGUUUCCUUUUUCAGAGGGCGGCUCUGCCGACCGACCGCGGAGUCUCAGCUGGUGCUGCAGAGCUACUGCGGCCCCGCCCAGCCUGGUCGCAAUAAACCCCUCCGCGCCCCCCGCCCCACCCUGCGGUGACGCGGCGCCGCCCAGGGCACUAAGUGACUUCCGCUGGUGGCUGCGCUGCUGCACUGACGGGUCCUCGCCCCUGCCGCCGCCUAUGCCCAGGAGUCCCCAGCCCACGGUCUGUUCCCGUGCCCGCGCGCCAUGGGUCCACGCAGAACUGCGUCUUCUCUGGGGGCUGGCCCUGCUGCUGCUCGGGUGUCCCCGGCCUGUGCGCAGUGACUGUGGCCUGCCCCCAAAUGUACCUAAUGCCCAGCCAGAUUUGGGAGGUUCCGCGACAUUUUCGGAGGGACAUGUGUUAACGUACAGAUGUAAUCGUGGCUUUUUUAAAGUCACUGGCAUGCCAGACUCAGUGACCUGUGUGAAUAGCAAGUGGUCGGAUCUCCGAGAAUUCUGUAGUCAGAGCUGUGGGUUUCCACCCAGGUUACUUUUUGCAUCACUCAAAAAGCCUUACACCGAGCAGAAUAAUUUCCCAGUGGGGUCCACGGUGGAGUACCAGUGCCGUCUGGGCUACAGGAGGAACCCCCCUCUAUUACCAAGACUAACUUGCCUUCAGAAUUUAACAUGGUCCACACCAGCUGAAUUCUGUAAAAAAAAGUCAUGUCCUAACCCUGGAGAGCCAGUAGAUGGUCAGCUCCACGUGACGACGGACUUACUGUUCGGUUCAUCCGUCUCCUUCUCCUGUAACGAAGGGUUUAAAUUAAUCGGUGCAUCUACCAGUUACUGUAUUAUUCUGGAUAAAAAUGUUGGGUGGAGUGAACCAAAGCCAGUGUGCACAAUUAUUUAUUGUCCCGUACCACCCCAAAUUGAAAAUGGAAUGAUCCCACAUAGAGCUGAAACGUACACCUACAGCCAGACUGCAACGUACAGAUGUAAUAAAGGCUUCACCCUGGUCGGAGAGCGCACUAUUUACUGUAGGGUAAGAGCCGAGGAAGGAGAGUGGAGUGGCCCGCCACCUACGUGCAGAGGAAAAUUCCCACCGCCCACUCCUGCCAACGUACAGAUCCCCAACACCUACUACAGGAAAAGCCGCAUCUAG
This is a messenger RNA of Tupaia belangeri chinensis (Chinese tree shrew), 1247 nucleotides long. RefSeq names its product complement decay-accelerating factor. The transcript has 2 exons. The record is from RefSeq and is a predicted model, not a curated record. Lineage: Eukaryota; Metazoa; Chordata; Mammalia; Scandentia; Tupaiidae. Bases 306 to 1247 code for a protein of 313 amino acids.